Molecule: messenger RNA, 4721 nt
Organism: Galleria mellonella (greater wax moth)
Lineage: Eukaryota; Metazoa; Arthropoda; Insecta; Lepidoptera; Pyralidae
Gene: Cln7
Product: major facilitator superfamily domain-containing protein 8
Exons: 7
Coding region: 523-2265 (580 amino acids)
Biological process (GO): transmembrane transport
Cellular component (GO): lysosomal membrane
Molecular function (GO): transmembrane transporter activity
Source: RefSeq, a predicted model, not a curated record
CAAUACGGAUAUUUUAAGUUUUUUAAACGUAUUGCUAGAAGUGAUAUGGCGUUGACUUUCAUACAAACUCAUGUACAAUGCUAAGGAAGGAGUCAUCACAACACAAAGCACAAUCUUAGAAGGUAUUUCUAAAGAUUUGUACGGAGAGCGCGGUGCGAGGUGCGAGUUGCGAGGUGCGCCCGCGCGCCGCUCUCUGUUCACUCACGGCGUGAAUGUUUUAAGAGGAGGGACAUAAUCACAAUGCCAACAAAAAUACAGCAGUACAGGGCCAGUCGCGGAGGGAGAGCGGAGCGCGCGUCCGGCCGCCGCAAGCGCUUACGCAAUGCACGCUCGCUUGCAGUCGGUAUAAGUGAUCUGGCUCACUUCUUUGUUUACUACCAACGUGUAUAACGAAUAUUGUGUCACAUUAGAAUACUAUGUAGGAGCGAUGCGAUAGUUAAUUAUAUGUCACAUUUCACAGUCUAGUCAUCGCGUGGAGUUGUGUGUUUCGUUGGAAUUUGUUUUUUUAUUAAUACAUAAGCAAUGGAGAAAGAAGCUGUUAAAAUGCUACAGUGUGAGGCAUCGGAGGGCAAUGGGAGUGUAGGGAAGAACGGGUUGAACGGCGAAGCGGGCGCCGAGAGGGCGGCGGAGCUCCUGGAGACGGAGGAGCAGCGGCGGGAGCGCUGGCGCAGCGUGUACGUGAUCUACUUCACCAUGUUCCAGAUGUCCCUCGGCUUUAGCAUUGCGCUCACCGGUGUGUGGCCCUACCUCGACAAGCUGGAGCCAGGAUCGAAGAAGGAAGUGCUAGGCUUGGCAGUAGGCGCGAACCCGCUAGGGCAAUUGUUAUUUUCCCCACUGUUGGGACUGUGGGCGAACCGCGCGAAGACCGCGCGCGCCCCCUUGCUCGCCACACUUGCGCUCUUCGUCGUCGCCUCCAUGCUGUACUCGCAGCUCCACCUCACCAGACCCUAUGCCAAGUAUUGGAUGGUGUUCGCGCGGUUCCUCAUCGGCGUUAGUUCAGCGAACAUCGCGGUGGCCCGGUCGUACCUGUCGGCGGCGACGCUGGUGAGCGAGCGGACGCGCGCGGUGGCGUGGGUGUCGCUGGCGCAGGUGCUGGGCUUCGUGGUGGGGCCCGCGCUGCAGGCGGCCGCCGCGCCGCUCGGGCCCGGCGCGCCCUACCCUCCGCCCGGCGACUACUCCGCGCCCUUCCGCCUCGAUAUGUACACCGCCGCCGGCUGGAUCAACGCGCUCCUCGGACUAGUUAAUUUCGUGCUAUUCCUGCCGUGGUGCUUCAAGGAGAGGACCAUAGCUGCGAGAGAAGCUAUGAUCGUGCACGGGAAGAAUUCAGAGAAGGAAGCCCUGAAGGAAAUGAAGCCGGACCUGGUGAGCAGCUGGACGCUGGUGGGCGCGUUCUUCGUGCUGGUGUUCAAUUUCGUGCUGCUGGAGACGCUCGCCACCAGCCUCACCAUGGACCAGUUCGCGUGGAGCAAGAAGCAGGCCCUCGAGUACAUGGGCGCGCUCAUGAGUGCUGGAGCUCUCGUCGCCUGCGCCACCUUCGCGCUCAUCGGCCCUCUUACUAAAGUCUUUGAAGAGAGUGAGUGGAGUAGUGCACCGGACUGCAGUGUGGUGGUGUGCUGUGCUGAAGGCACUGCUGUGCUGAAGGCGCUGCACGCCGGCUCCCAGCCGGUGCAGGCGACUAGCGCCGCUACACAUAAGCGGGUUGCCAUCGCAGGCAACAACACAUUGACACCCGGUAUCGAGACAAUACAGAGGGCUGCUGCUGUGGGGCGGGUUCCUGCUGACGGGGCUGGCGUCGGUGCUGUGCAUCCCGUGGGGGCCGGGCCCGCCGCCGGCCGCGCCGCCCGCACAGCUGGAGGCGGGCGGGGGAUGCCCUGCCACCACCCAGCCCUGGUGCCUCACCUCGCGGGCGCUCUCCGUCACGCAGUUCUUCCUCGGCUACGCAUGCAUCUCGGUCGGCUACUCGCUCGGCGUCACCUUGAUACAGACUAUCUUCUCGAAGGUGUUGGGUCCACGACCUCAGGGCGUGUGGAUGGGCGUGCUGACGGGCGCGGGCUGCGUGUCGCGCGCGCUGGGCCCGGUGUUCGUGUCGGCGGUGUACGCGCGCCACGGGCCCGACGCCACCUUCGGCUCCACGGCCGCGCUCACCUUCGCCGCGCUGCUCGCGCUGCGGCUCGUCUACGGCCGCCUGCGCCCGCCGCCCGCGCCCGCCGCCACCACCGCCACCACCGCCGCCGCCCGCGAGCUGCGCGUGCUGCGGAGCGAUGACGUCGAGGCGGACCCUGCGCGGUAGCCUACCACUCUUACUGUGAUAACCGUAUCCACACUUGACCACGUGACGGUUAACCGCUAAUAGUUGCUAACAUUUUAUACGAUUCCAAGAAAUAAAUAGCCUAUUUCAGAAUUUACAUCAAGCAUGACCGGUGUAACCAAAAAGUAAAUUGGUUAUUGGUAAAGAUUAUUUUACUCUGUGUUACAUAGAGAUGUUUAUAUGAAUAUUUUAUAAAUUAGGUUAGGUACAUAUUGGCUGUUAACCGUUGCAUAGAUUUGAGCUUAGUAAUACGAGACGUGACAUCAUGGGCUGAGCGUCCCUUCUAAACAAUGGUACAUUACUAUUGUCACUUGAAAUAGAGUACGACCAAGUAAUAUUGUGACUUCAAGUGAUUUUUCUGUUUAAUUAAAUAAGGCUUUUAAUUAUUAUUUCGGCAUUGACUUAUAAAAUAAAAAUAAAUAAGUUAUUUCGUAAAAGAUCGAAAAGAGCUAAUGCAAACAUGGUUGUUUGCCUUAGCUUUAUGGCACCAUUUCGAAAAGUAAUACAUAUAUUUAUAUUACUUUUCGUAUAGACUUGUACUAAAUGAAUUGUAAUAGGUAAUUUUUUGGUUCGAAUAGUUGAAUUUAGCUUCGACUACUUAUUACAAAUGCGUAUGGAAUUUGAAUAGUUCUACUAGCGGUAUUGAUAAGAAGCACACUUGCUCACUCGGCAUGACAGGUCACUGCCUGCUUCGCAUUUCUUUAUUCUAUUCUUCUCAUUGGCUCACAGCGUCACAGUCGUGGCUAGGUUUAGAUGAAUUAUGUGACUUUAAAUGUGAACAUUGUUACUAUUACCUAUCUAUAUAUAUUAUAUUAGAUUUAGUACGUUUAUUAAAUUUAUUUUCUGUAUUUUCAAGUAUUUUCUGCUCAAAACUAUUUUUGUCCUACAACUACGUAUUAUCUUGCAUAAAAACCUAUUUGUAAUACAUUCCUAUAUAUUAAAAUGUUCUUGGUAUUGUAACCAGUGCAUUAGAUUGUUGCAAGAACGUUUACGCUGUUCCUUUCAUUGACUAUGUCCUCUGCAGGUCAUUGCCCGCUAUUCUUUUCUUUAUCUGUUCAAUACAUCUGUCUAUUUGUCCAAUACAUUAUUAUGGAUUAAUACAGGAUCAAUUAUAAAGUGUUCUGCUAUUGUCAUAUACCACUUUAUCUUUUAAGAUACUUUCCUUCCUUCAGGAACGAUACGUCGUGCAUGUAGGUAUAUUGUAUGUACGAAGAUUUUACUGUGAAAGCUCAAGUUAUUAUAUAUCGUAACAUUUUCCUAUAAUACUAAGGUUCAUGUGGUAUGUACAUAUGGAGUAAUCGUUCCAAUUAUUGUUUUUAUCAACUCAUUUUAUUAAUACUUUCUAACAUUCGAGUUUUAUAGAUCAUUACGGUAUACCUGUACAGGUCGAAUUGUGAUUUUAUAAAAUAGUAACGCAUAGGGUUACACGCUACUAUUUAUCGUUGCAGUUCAAAUUGUCGUGACGACUUGUUGAGUGACUAAUGAAUCCACUAUUUAUUUAUCAAAAACAAGGAAUAUACAACACGAGUACAUUGAACUCUGCACUGUUGGAAGAUACGUUGAUCGACAAUGCAUAGCAAACAUAAUAUAAAAGUGCACACAUUAUAUUGUUGGAACGAGACGACAACGUCAGACGUCUUGUUCUAUUUUAUAAAUAUACCAUUAUUCUUUUUAUAAUAUCGAAUGUUAUGCAGAGCAGUUAGUGGAGUGCAAAUUUGAUGCUGUUUUAUGUAAUAUUUAUUUUACUAAUGUAUUAAUAUGUAAUCUGUUGCCUUGCUAAUAAAUAAACUAAAACGUUUACUAUUACAUUAAAUUAACUAAAUAUUUAUAAGGCUGGACAGUUUGGAUUGCAGCGUUAGAUGGUAAUAUGCUUUGUGUAAUCAUGAGGCACGUUAGGGAAGCAGCAGGAGCGGGCGAUAGGAAUGUCUUCUCAAUAGUACAGCAGUAGGUGUGCAGGUAAUAGUGUAAUAUGCGAACAUACAGUGGUGAUAAGUACUGUAACCGUCUUAUCGAAUUAAAGUCGUAGCUAUCUUAUCUGGUUAUAGUUGAGUAAGUUUUAAUGCUAUACGUAAUAACCAUACCGUAUCGGUGUCUGGAUUAAUUUUAAGAGAGUUUAAUUAUGUACGUUUAUAUAUUAGUAAGUAUAAAGAUAUUGUGAUAAGUCGUGAUGCCACUAGUAACCAUAAGACUGAAUGUUUUAUACUUAGGGAUACAAUACACACAGCAAAUAGUUAUUGUCAUAUUUGGAUUAAUUUAACUUUAGACAUAAUUUUUACUAUUUGUAUCGGAUAUGUUCAUUUAAAUAUAAUUAAAAAUAAAACGAUAAGCAUAAAACAGCAGUGUAUAUUUAAAAACAUUGUAAUAAAUUACGUCAUUAUUUUUAUAAAUUUACAAUAAUAAAAAUGGAAUUUAA